This is a messenger RNA of Penaeus monodon (black tiger shrimp), 3632 nucleotides long. RefSeq names its product ankyrin-1-like. Gene Ontology annotation, molecular function: protein binding. The transcript has 10 exons. The record is from RefSeq and is a predicted model, not a curated record. Lineage: Eukaryota; Metazoa; Arthropoda; Malacostraca; Decapoda; Penaeidae. The coding region runs from base 166 to 3324 and encodes 1052 amino acids.
UUAGUUAUUUCCUUGUUUCAGUAACGAAAGGUGUAUUGUUUCAGCUCACAAUUUUGGGUUGUUUUAGCUCGACAAAGGCUGCAGUAUAUAGCGGUCACGUAUCCGACCAGGCAUUGACUGACAAGAACCAUGACAUGCCAAGGACUGUGAAGCAGAAAUAUCAAGAUGCCUGUUGACCAAGCGGAGCUGCAACCUCUCCUGAAGGACGGCCAGACUGCCAUACGAAUAGAAAAUGACGAUGGCAGCACCGAAGGCAGCAACACACACAGCACACAGGUUACCGAAGAAGUGCAUCAAGCAGCAGCUGUGGGCAAUGCCAUCCUCUUGGAACGUCUGUUAUGGACGAAGAAAGAGGAGAUUAAAAAGCAGGACAGGUCUGGCUGCACUCCGCUUCACCUGGCAGCAAAGGGUGUACACCUAAGAUGCUGUGAGAUCCUCUUACAAAUGAGUACCAAAGAAGUUAACAUUCCGGACAAGGUUGGCAACACCCCUUUAAUGCUAGCUCUCACAACUGGCAGUACUUCCCUGGAGAUCACGAAGCUUCUCCUGUCUCACAAGGCAAAAGUUGACAUCUCCAAUAAUGCAAGUCUAACACCACUGCACAUUGCAUCCGAGAAAGGAAGUCUGGAAAUCUGUAGGAUAUUGAUUGAGAAGGAUCCGAAGAACAUUGACGCCGUUAACAAAGAAAAACAAACUCCCCUGUAUUUUGCGGCCAAGAACGGCCAUGCAAGAGUUUGUUCCUUCUUAGCAGAUAAAGGGGCCAGCAUCGAAGCCAGGGAUGUACAGGAAUACACAGCGCUUCAUAUUGCUGCCAAAAUGGGUUUCACUGAGUGCUGCAGCCAGCUUCUCAUUUUCGGUUCCUCAGUUAAUAGCACUGAUAAAAACGGCAACACCCCACUCCAUUUACUAUUAUCUUCCGGGAAAAAGAAAGAAAACUGCAUAGAGGUUCUUUGCAAAAAUGGAGCCAAAGUGUCGGCCAAAAAUAACAAAGGGGAAACACCUUUGCACAUUGCCCAGCAUGCUCAAAAUAACAUGUUGGUGAAAUUACUCUCUUACGAGUUUGAUCCAUUAAUCAGAGACCAGAAAGGCAAAACAAUCUUUCAUUGGGCGGCAGUCAGACGUAAAAAAGAAAACUUAGAGACCAUAUUGAAAUUGGAGACUUGGAAGACCCAGUGCCUAGCUUUACUCAUAAAUGCCCAAGACGUUGAUGGGCAUACAGCACUGCAUAUAGCCAUUAAACAUGGGAAUGAGGAAGCGUGCAAGAUCCUGUUAAAGUCCGGUGCAGAUGGUAAUGUUAUCUGCGAGUGCCAUGGUACUGCACUUCAUAUGGCUGCUGAGAACGGACUACAUGAUAUUUGUGAAUUACUUUCAAAAUAUGUAAAUGUCAACUCAAUGAACAAAUAUCUUCAAACUCCACUCCAUUUGGCAGCAAAGGCAGGGCAUGAGAAAUGUUGUCAAACCCUCAUAAGUCGCAAAGCUUCUCUCGUUGCAGAAGACAAAGGCAGAAACACACCCCUUCAUCUUGCUGCAAAGAAUGGCAACGCUGCAUGUUGCCAGGUUAUGCUGCAGUCACAACCUGGUUUGGUCAACAGGAAGAAUGCAGAAGAGAAAACUCCAUUACAUUAUGCAGUAGAAAAGAAAUCCCUUGAAUGCUGUAAGAAUUUAGUUGUACCCAUUGCAAAUAUUUGGAUCUCGAGUUCCAGCAUUGCAAGUGCUGUUAAGAUGGCAUAUGAUACACGGUGUCAAGACAUUUUCACCUUCCUGCUCCUGUCAGAGAAUGUGGUCGGCAAAUAUCACCUUCCAGUAGACAUAGAUAUUCAAGAAAUUCUUCUCAAGCAAAUACAGUUAGGAAACAGCGAGAUAGUGUCAACUAUUCUUGAGAGUAAAUUUGGCGAAGAGUGUUUGCUCCCUCGUUAUACUUCUGGAGACUCCUUCUAUAGUCAGAACGACAGCUUCAGGCUCUUGGUGCAGAAGAUGCCUCUCUUUGCUCAGAAAGCACUGGAUGCUUGCCAACCUGACGGUGAAGAUGACUCCUGGACUGUAGAGAAGAAGAAAUUCUUUGUGCACUAUCUGGACGAAGUAUACAUUCAAUAUGAUGAAUCCUCUAAAGUGGCCACAAGUGGACCGCCUUGUGUGACCCCAAUAAAGGAUGCAUACCAGAAAGUGCUUCAAGAUGAUGGCCGGCUUAAGCCAGACGUGUGCCUCGAGGGGAAGGUGGAUGGUGCAUGGCAAAGUGACCAUGUUCUGUCCUUGAUGCUUCAAUAUGGUCGAGAGGACCUGGUGAGCCAUCCUGUGGUGACCUGUUGGCUCAAUUAUAAGUGGAACAAGUAUGUCAGAUAUGGACACUACUUAUCUGUUAUUCUUGCUCUGCUGUUGGCAGUUUUGCUCACAAUCUUCAAUUCUUUUUCCAUGGACUGGGAAAUGAUGGCAACACACUUUACUGUGCCAAUAACACAAGAGAUGGUAUGUGUUAAUUUCUCCGUGGGACCCGAAGUCUUACCUUACAUGUGGGAACAAGGUCACUUUGCCCAUGUGUUAGGCUGGGUUAUAACGGUCUUUAUAAUAUUACUGAUGAUCUUCGAAAUCUACAAAAUUAUUAUGUUAAGGCUACGGUACUUCAAGACACAGACAAUCAUUUACUGGAUGUGUAUGGUGAUGAGUUUCCUCUUUGUGGGAAAUUACACAUCUUGUUCAUUUCUCACCCAUAUUCGAGAGGAUAUCCAGUGGCUGGCUGGUCUCGCAGCCAUCAUCCUGGCGUGGCUCCACCUCUUUGUCCUCGCCUGGAUACACCCACGCAAUCCCUUCGUCUUUAACUUCGAGAGGUUCUUCGGAGCCGUGCUGGCCAUCGUCCCUCCCUUGGCGAUCGUGGGAGUCGCUGUCUACGCCGUGCACGAAAUCGGGUCGAAGGGCAGUCUCACUUACUCGGACAAAUGGCAGGUCUUGGUGAACAGCUUGGUGUCCGUGCCGAUGAUGGCGACAGCGGUGGUCGUGGGUCUGGCCGCCGUCAUAUACCUGGACGCCGUCAGCUCCGGCCCGAGGAAGCGCGACCGCAGUUUUGCCGAAGGGAACAUCUGGAUGACCUUGGACUUUGACAUCCUCUACCCUUUCCUGAGGAAGAGGUUCUACGCCUACUGGAUCAGCAAGAUGCCAAAGGAGCGCUCUAGAUUCAGCUUUAAAAAUCUGUGGAAACUUUUGGAGUGCAGGAAUGACGGCGACUCCACGGACUCAUCCUGGAGUAAGCUCAAGGACACCGAGACAAAGAUGCAAGAAAUGAGCAUCAUGCUGAAAAACAUAGAACAAAUGCUGAAAGAGAGAAAAAAUUAAUUCUAGAUGAUGAGAACUGUAUAUUUAUAUGAAGUAUUACUGAAAAUUAGGAGACACACCGAAACCCUAAGAACAAUGUCUUAUAGCAUAUUAUACACAUGUGCAUGUUUGAUUCUUUGUUAGGAUGUCUCAAGGUUAUGCUAUAUUGUGAGAAUGGGGUAUUUUAAUCCUUUUCUCUAAACAUCUUAUAUGAUCAGUGAUAUGUGAUAAAUAUUGAAAGUGGUACCAACACAUUAUGCUAAUCAUCUGCCUAAUCAGAUCGAUGUUAUAGUUAAAUAAGAGGAAAAAUAUUAAUGAUUCUCUUUGUA